Messenger RNA from Spinacia oleracea (spinach), 2039 nucleotides. RefSeq names its product double-stranded RNA-binding protein 2. The transcript is spliced from 3 exons. Lineage: Eukaryota; Viridiplantae; Streptophyta; Magnoliopsida; Caryophyllales; Amaranthaceae. Gene Ontology annotation, molecular function: double-stranded RNA binding. Bases 373 to 1746 code for a protein of 457 amino acids. The record is from RefSeq and is a predicted model, not a curated record.
CCAAGGCCCCAACUCUCCCUAAUUAAUAACUCCUCUCUGUCCUAUUUUUCUCAUUUUUCUCUCUCCUCACUCUCACAUCCUCCCUCCUAAACCCCACUCACCACCACUUCACUACCCAACAAACCUCCUUUUUCCUCCUCCCCCCACCCAACCCACCUCCACUACCCCUCCUCCUCCUCCCCCAUUUUCUCUCUCCUUCCUUUCCAAAACCCUAAAACCUCUCCGAUCUCACCCUUUCCAUUCCAACAAUUUCCGAUUCCGCUGCGGCCGACAGUCAACCGCAGCGGCGGACUUAGUAGGAGUAUCUUUCAAUAACUCAGUUGUUGUCGUGGUGGAUUUCGAAAACGGGGGAGAGAGAAAGAUAGAGGAGUGAUGUAUAAGAACCAGCUACAAGAGCUGGCGCAGAGGAGUUGCUUCAACUUACCCUCCUACACUUGCAUUCGGGAAGGUCCCGAUCACGCGCCUAGGUUUAAGGCUAUCGUUAACUUCAAUGGCGAAAGCUUUGAGUCACCUCAGUACUGUUCUACACUUCGUCAAGCGGAGCACGCCGCCGCCGAAGUUGCGCUUAAUUCUCUCUCCUCUCGCGGCCCUUCUCACUCUCUAGCCGCCCGCAUCCUGGAUGAGACAGGGGUUUACAAAAACCUUUUACAAGAGAUUUCACAAAGAGUUGGAGCCCCAUUGCCGCACUACACAACUUACAGAUCAGGUCUAGGGCACCAACCUGUUUUCACUGGUAAAGUAGAACUUGCUGGUAUCAUAUUCACAGGGGAGGCAGCCAAAAAUAAAAAACAGGCAGAGAAAAAUGCAGCUUUGGCUGCUUGGCAAUCUCUUAAACAAUUGGCACAGCAGUCUGGGAGCUUGUCUACGGAGCAAGAAAACAAUGACGAACUUGAGCAGGUGACUAUAGCCCGAGCAUUGUUGAGUUACCGAUUGAGGGAGAGAAUGACAAGUGCAUCAAGUAAACCGUUGCCAUUCCCUCAAACAUUCCCGAUCCAGAAUCCAAGACCUUCGAGCCCACAGCGUCGUCCAGUGACCGCAUCCAAGAUUCUUCCGCUUAUCUUCCCAAAGAAGACACCGCCUCGAGUGCGGCCCUUGUCAUUUACAUUAUCUGAUAAUGUGGGGCAAUCAUCCCAGUCCCAGAUUCCAGAAUCUAGAGGAGCUCAUUCUCAGUCCUCUCAGAGAUACUUAGGUAUGGGAGCACCUCCAUACAUUCCAAUCCGGCAUGUGCGAUCACCGUGCCAUGGUAUUGCACCGCCAGUGACUAUUAGGAAUUCAGUGCCUUGCUACUCUGCACCACCUAUUCCGCGCUCGUCAGCUGCUGCUCCUCCGGGGAUGAGAACGGCUCCACCUGUGCGGAUUGCACCGCCGGUAUGCAUUAGGCAAAGUAUCCCAGUCUUCUCUGCUCCACCAUAUCCCAAGGAAGACCUGUCAACUGUUACUCCUCCAGAGUCGAACAAAGUGGAAGCAGUUCAGGCAUCAACAGGAAGGGAAUCUCAAGAAUGUAAUAAAUCUGAUCCUAUUGUGAAACCUCUUCCCCCAUACACCUUUUGCCCUACUGUGACAAGGGCUUCCCCUGUUCGAAUCGCACCACCUGUCCGUAUUAGACAGGCUAUUCCUGUUUGUGCUGCCCCACCACCGAAAAAAGAUGGUCCUAUGGAGGCAAAAGAUCCUGGUAGGGAGGUGGAUUUUGAAGAUAAAACUCAGAACUCAGAAGCAGUAGAGAAGUUGGAACAGCUCAAACUCUGAAAUUGCUUGUAAGGAGGAAUGUAGAUCUCUAGGAGUAUCACAUCAGGGAGUAUGAUUUUGAUCUUUGGUUGUCGAUGCCAUCUUGUAUGAAUGUCCACCCCCUUUCUUUUUUUCUUCACCCCUCUUUUAGUUUUCUUGUAUUUGAGUUGGCACAUCACAUCAUCGAUGUUUCCCUAUAGUUAUUAUUAUAUCCCUUGAAACUAGUAGUAUAUUAGCAACUUAGUGUUAAAUUGGCUCAGUAGCCGAGUAUCGAAAACGUUUACCAUACUGUACCUGGUGUGGUGCUUUUACAA